Paramecium pentaurelia is the source of this 2782-nucleotide messenger RNA. NCBI's taxonomy places the organism in Eukaryota, Ciliophora, Oligohymenophorea, Peniculida, Parameciidae. The record is from the annotation of a GenBank genome assembly.
AUGGAUUAGUAGGAAUCAGCAAGAUCGAUCAACAUAAGUUAAAGUUCAAUUGAUUAUUAGUAUAGGUUCUUCACGUUAUUCAGAUAAAUUCUAACCUUAAUUAAUUCAUAUAAACACUAAUCAUAUUUAAAAGAACAAAUUGGAUAGUUAAGAUAUCAGUCCUGUAUAUGAGAAAUCGCAUGAAGAUAUGACACAUGAUAAGUAGAUGAGAUAAACCAGAGUAAAUCUAAAGAAAGCAUCAAAUUAUUAUGUAAAUCAAUAAAUAUGUAUCCAAGACAGCUUCUUAAUUUCCAUAAGAUAGAAUGUAAAAUGCAAGAGGCAGCAAAAUAAUGUAAUUAAUAAAAUAGAAAAACUAAUUAAAAAAGUUUAAAGAUAGAUUAUUUUAAAAUGCCCAUAUAUAUCCUCGCCAUCCAAAUGAAUAAUUAAUUAAUUUUUUGGAAGAGUAAUAUAUUCAUAAAAUCCAUCAUCAUCAAAAAAAUUAAUAAUAAGAAACUAGAUUUGAUUAGGUUCAGAUGGAUUUAUAGAGAAGUGUAGAAAAUAUUCAUUAAAAUCCAAAAAUUCCAAUUAUCAAUCCAACUGGUAAGUUUUAUAUGUUUUGGCAGUUUUUAAGACUUAUUUAAAUUAUGUUUUUAUUAUGGUGGGUACCAUUCAAGAUAUCUUUUGAUCCACCUAAAACUUCUGCUAUGAAUUAAAUUGAAAAUUUACUUAUCUAUUUAUUUGGAGUAGAUUUAUUAAUAAAAUUGAAUAGAGGUAUGAUUGAUCAAGGACAAAUAGUUUAUGAUAGAUUAAAGAUUGUUAAACACUAUAUCAUAUAUGAAUUAUAUGAAGAUGCUAUUUAUUUGAUUACAUUAACAUUUGUUAUUGGAAGUGAUCCACUAACAAUCUAUUUCUUUCCUGAAAUUAUUGUAUUAAUCCAAUUUACUUUAAAUUUCAUUAAACUCAAAAAAACUAUUAAUAAAUAUGGAGAGAUGUUUGCAAUUUAAUCAAAUUUUACUGAAUUUGCCAGUCUUUCUCAAUUAAUAAUCUUAAUCUUUUAUUUUGCUCAUUUUAUGGCUUGCAUUUGGUAUUAUGUUGGUAACAUGAGUUAAUCUUCCUUUUCAAAUUCAUGGAUUCAACAAUAAAAUUUAUAACAUUCUGCAGUAUUUCAUAAAUAUGGUUACUCAUUUUAUUGGGCAACUGCUACUAUGGUAACUGUUGGAUAUGGUGAUGUCAUUCCAUAAAAUAUUUAUGAAGUAGUAUGUGCAAUAAUUAUGAUAUUCUUUGCAAGUGUAGUAUUUGCAUUUUCAAUAAAUGCAAUUGGAGUGAUAUUCUCUAAUAUUGAUCUAUAAAAGCAAUCUUAUAAGAGAAAUCUACUAUUGGUGAAUUAAUAUAUGAAUGCAAAUGAAGUUUCUUUGUAAUUAUAAAGUAGAGUUAGGAAUUAUUUAAAAUAUUAUUAUGAAUAAUAAGUUAAAGGAAAUAAAUAAGAAAUCAAUUCAAUAAUAGAAAAAUUAUCUUAUAAUUUAAAAUAAGAAUUAUUGGAAGAUGUAUAAAUUAGAGCAAUUACAUGUGUUGAAUUCUUCACUAAGAAUUUUCAACCAUCUACAAUUCAUCAAAUUGCUUGUAGAAUGAAUAUUUAAUAAUAUACUCCUAGAGAAAUCAUUUUCUAAUCAAACUCGAUAGAUGAAAAUUCAAUAUAUAUUAUCUAAAAAGGGGAAAUCAAUCUUAUUGAUAAUAAAACUAAUAAAAUUAUAUAGAAAUGUUCAAAAGGUUAAUGCUUUGGAGAAUUUGAAUUUCUAACAUCCUAAAAGAGAUAAACCAAAGCUAUCAGUACUACUUUUAGUUCAAUCUAUAGAAUGAGUAGAGAUACCUUUCUUGAUAUCAUAGCUGAAAAUUCUACUGAUUUUUAAAAGUAUUGUGAAAUGAGAGAUAAGAUUUUAUUUCAUUAUUAAGAUCUAUCUAUUAAAUGUGUAGCUUGUUAAGAAGACCAUCUAAUCAAUGAUUGUCAUUAUCUAACUUAUAAACCUGAUACAGAAUUCCUUGUUAAAAAGUAAUUGUUUAAUUCCAAUUAAGAGAGAUCCUCAUUCAAACGUAAGAAUUUAAGAUUCUAAAGAAUAUUUAAUAAUCAUGAAGAUCAUGAACCACAUAAUAAAAUUUAGUAACAAGAAGAAAUAAGUAUUUCCUAAGAAUCUGGUAAUAGAUAAAAUUCUAGUGUACUUGAAAGUGAACAUCAGAAUAUUCUAUUUAAUGAUGAAGCUACUCAACAUAUAAAAAAGCGAAUUUCAUUAUGGGUUACUAAUCCAGAUUAACCAUAGAUUGAAGAUAAAAGUAUUUUAAUUUUAUUAAUGUAGAGUCUAUUUAAAAGUCUAAUCGACAUAGUAGUGAUACUCCUACAAAUAAGUAAAAUCGAAAAUCUUUAUUCAAUUCUUCUUAGGAUCACUCUAAAAGGCAUAUUAACAAUUAAUAAUAAUUUCUUUAAGUUAGUGACUAAUUACAAUUACAAUAAUAAGCUAUGAAUUCAUCUAAUAGUUCUUAAACAAAAAGUAAUCACCAAUUUAAUCAGUUGGAGCAUAUUCAAUCAUUCCAUUCAUUUAAUUUUGAAUUAGAUAAAAUGGAAACAUUUCAAAUCUACUUUCCACAUAAUAAUAUACAAAAUGUUCUUAAUUCUUACUAAAAGUAAUAGAAAUUACAAAAAUACUAUAAAAUAUACUUUUCAACUAGUAAAUAUAGAUUUAUAUUUAUUGAGAAGUAGCCCUUGCCAAAUGCUUUCAGAAAGUCAUUGCAUCGUGUCAAUAGCUAAAAUUGA